AUGCCAAAAGAUCGAAGGAUAUCGCAAUUUUCAAUAGCAUUGCUCAUAUUAGUCGAAUUUUGCAAUUGUUUUAAUCUAGAUGUUUAUGCACCGAUUUAUCGAUUCGGCAAAAAUGGAACAAAUUUCGGAUUUGCUGUUGCACAGCAUUUUAAUGGCGAAAAACCAAUGUGAGUUUGAAAAAAUUGGGAAAUUUGGAUUUUUGAGGGUUUUUGGAGCACAAUGAGCCCAAAUUUGUUCUGGAAAGGUUUCUGGGCUCGAAAUCUCAGAUUUUUCAAGUUUUUGAGCUCAAAAAUGCUCCUGCACUUGAAUUUUCCAUAAAUCUGAAAUUUAGAGCUGAAAAUCUUGAAAAAUUGGAUUUUUGAGGUUUUUCUGAACAAAAUGAGCCCAAAUUUGCUCUGGAAAGGUUUCUGGGCUCGAAAUUUGAGAUUUUUAAAGUUUCUGAGCCCGAAAAUGCUCCUGGACCUAAAUUUUCAAAAAAUCUGAAAUUUGGAGCUCAAAAUCUUGGGAAAUUUGGAUUUUUGAGGGUUUUUGGAGCAUAAUGAGCCCAAAUUUGCUAUGGAAAGGUUUCUGGGCUCGGAAUUUCAGAUUUUUGAGCUCAAAAAUGUUCCAAGGCUCAAAUUUUCUGAGAAAUCUCGUAUUUUGGAGCAAAAUGAGCCCAAAAACAUUAUUCAAGCUCAAAUUUUUCAAAAAUCCCAAUUCCAGAAUGCUAAUCGGAGCGCCCAAAGGUGAAUCCGGCCAAUUAUCCACCAAAAAAGCCGGAGCAAUGUUUUCCUGUCAAAUUUCGCACCAGGAAAAUUGCGACUUGGUGAAAUUCGAAUACGAAAACCCAGAAGAUUAUGAAAAAAGGCCGAAUGAGACGAGAACCGGAAGAAAUGUGCAUUUUUUGGGAAAAAAUGAUCAAUUAUUGGCUUCAACCAUUGUUUCGAAAGGAACCAAGAAUGGAAGUGCUUUGGUGAGUUUUUCGGACCCGAAAUUUGGAUUUUUCAUCAAAUUUUGACCUAGAAACAUGUUUUUGAACCUAAAAAUGAAUUGACAACGAUGCUCCGCGCUUACGCCGUCAUUUUUCGACUAAAAACAUGUUUUUCGAUCUAAAAUCGAUGAAACUACGACACUCCGCGUUUACACCUUCAAAUUUAACUAAUUUUCAUGUUUUUUAACCCGAAAAAUCCAGAUUUUCGGCAAAACUACGACACUCCGCGUUUACACCCUCGAAUUUUGCGCGAAAAAUUGAAUUUUCAAAAAUUUCAGGUCUGCGCCCCUCUAAUCCGUUUCCAUCAAACCGCCGCCUACCCACAAGGAGCCUGCUAUGAACUUGGCACAAAUCUACGACUCACCUCCACCUAUUCCACGUGUGCCCAGAAGAAUCUGCCGACCACAGAUCGACAUAAUGAAUAUGGAAGUUGUAUGGAGGGAUUUUCGGCGGCCAUUACUGGUAGGUGUUGAUUUUUGAGGGAAAAUGAGCGGGUUUACAACGACACUCCGCGUUUACAACUUUAAAUUUUCCAAAUUUUAGCUCCAGAAUACAGUCUAGCCUUAUUUGGUAUCAAAAAAUCGCAAAUUUCAGACGACACAAUAGUAACGGGCCUAAUCGGAGCUGUAAAAUGGACCGGAGGAGUUUUCGCCAAAAAAUCCUCUGCCAACAUUUUCGACUCGGUCGUCGAAAAAUACACAAUGAAUCAGGCUGGAGAAUCGAUUCGAAAUCGACUAGUUGCUCAUGAUUAUCUAGGAUAUUCAGUGGAUAUCGGAAGAUUCGGAUUUUGGUAUGAGCAAUCGGGAAAAGCGGCCGCCAAGAAGAUCACAGUUGUCUCUGGAGCCACGAGAUUCGGUGAGCAUGGAGCCGUCGUGUUUUUGCCGUUUUUUCAAGAUAGUUCGACGAAGUUGGCGUUGAAUGAGGAUCAUUUUAUGAUUAAUGGAACUAGUAUGGGAAGUGCAUUUGGGUAUUCGAUUGAAGUUGUUGAUUUGAAUAAUGAUGGGUGAGUUACGGGGCGAGGCGGAAGGUUUCCGCGUAGCUUUCGUUUCAGUGGCCACGCGGAUUAUCUAGUAAUCCAUGUGGCCGCUAAAGCGGAAGAUAGUGCCGCUGACGCGGAAGCUUGCGGUUUACACUCGCGCCAAAGGCGCUCGAUUAGAGAUUACAAAGUGUGUUAGAGACGCAGAGAAGCCAGACAGCUAGAGACCACAAGGAUGUUAGAGACGCAGAAUUAGUCGCCGUGAACGUUGAAAGAUUGCUCAGGUUAAAUAUUCCUAGAGCCUCAAAAUGAUGGGAUUUUGAGCUAGAAGUGGUUUUCGAGGAGAUAAGCUCAGAAAAUCCCCGAUUUUCAGCUUCAAACGAUCAUUUUUAGCUCUAAAACCCUAUUUUAACCGAAAAAUCACAAAGUUUCAGUCUGAUACGUGAUUUUCAGCUCUGAAAUAACAUUUUUAGCUCAAAAUUAAUGAAAAUUCGCGAAAUUUCAGUCUGGAACAUGAUUUUCAGCUCAAAAACCUGAUUUUGAUUGAAAAAACACAAAAUUUCAGACUGGAACUUGAUUUUCAGCUUUGAAAUAACAUUGUUAGCUCAAAAUUCAUGAAAAUUCGCGAAAUUUCAGUCUGGAACAUGAUUUUUAGCUCGAAAUUCAUGAAAAUUCGCGAAAUUUCAGUCUGGAACACGAUUUUCAGCUCUGAAAUAACAUUUUUAGCUCAAAAUUCAUGAAACUUCAGUCUGGAACACGAUUUUCAGCUCAAAAUUCAUGAAAAUUCGCGAAAUGUCAGACUGGAACAUGAUUUUCAGAUCUAAAAUGUUAUUUUCAGUUCAAAUUUCAGAUUAGAACAUGAUUAUUAGCUCAAAAACCUGAUUUUAACCGAAAAUUCACGAAUUUUCAGUUUGAAACAUGAUUUUCAGCUCAAAAUUUAUGAAAAUUCAUGAAAUUUUAGUCUGGAACACGAUUUUCAGCUCUAAAACCUGAUUUUAACCGAAAAUUCACGAAAUUUCAGUCUGUAACACGAUUUUCAGCUCAAAAACCUGAUUUUAAUUGAAAAAACACAAAAUUUUAGUCUAGAACAUGAUUUUCAGCUCAGAAACCUGAUUUUGAGCGAAAAAUUUAUGAAAUAUAGCGAAAUUUCAGAUUAGAACAUGAUCAUUAGCUCUGAAACCUGAUUUUAAUCGAAAAAUCUCGAAAUUUCAGUCUGGAGCAUGAUUUUCAGCUCAAAAUUCAUGAAAAUUCGCGAAAUUUCAGUCUAGACAACGAUUUUCAGCCCAAAAACCUUAUUUGAACUGGAAAAUUCCCAAGUUUCAGCCUGGAAGCUCAAAAUUUCAUGAAAAAUCCCAAUUUAAACGAUUUUUUGGCUAAAAAUGAUCGAAAAUUUGAAAUUUAACCUGAGCAAUCUUCUCCGAGUCUAUACCGCAAGCUCCCGCGUAGCGGUCACGUGGAAAAUCGAAAAAGCUUAACAUGAGCAACGUUCUUUUCCAGCUUCGACGAUCUAAUAAUCGGCGCGCCAUUCGAACAUCGCACCGGAAUCGACGGAAACUACGGUGGCAUCGUCUACGUCUACUUCUCGCAAGGAAUUCAACGAGCCAAACACGAAUCGCAUCUCGUCUUCCACCCGCCAAAAAUCCUCAAACAUCCCGAAUUCUACUCGCAAUUCGGACUAUCGAUUGCCAAGCUCGGAAAUCUCGAUGGCGAUAAGAAUAACCUUCAAGAUUUCGCCGUUGGUGCACCAUUUGCCAAUGAUGGCGCCGGAGCUGUAUACAUCUAUCUAGGCACCAAGAACAUCGACAAAUUCCGGAAGAAGCCGGCGCAGAUCAUUAGAGGAAAUUCCCUGCCAAACUUGCCGUUUAAUAUGCGAAGUUUCGGAUUUUCCCUCUCCGGAGGCUCGGAUUUGGACGAAAAUGGCUAUCCUGAUCUUCUUAUCGGAUCGCCGAGUCGAGAUUUUGCAGUUCUACUGAGAUCUAGACCGGUGAUCAGUAUUAAUGCGAAUCAUAAGCUGGAGAAAUCUAUGAUAGAUAUUUACAAGGGAUCGAAUUGUCCCAGAGGUUCUCGAACAUGUUUCAAUCUAGAUUUGAUCAUUUUUGUCGAUGAGGAAACUCGAAGAUCGGCUGAACUCGUCGAUUUCACCUCCGAUGUUUUCACGUGUAACUUGGAAGUUAUUCCAUAUCGAGUUGAUGUGUUGUCACGGGGUUUGAUUGAGAAUAGUCAUUCGAGUAAUUAUAGUUGGCCGUGUGGAAGUAAUUCGCAUUUGCAGAAGCGCACUUAUAAACAGGUUAUAUAUUUGGGAGCUGGCGAGGAGCAACAAGAGGAUUGGAUUACACCGUUGAAGUUCAAGUUUUCUGUUAGCAUCAGGUUGGUGGAAGAAAAUACGAUGCUCCUCGUUUACGGGGCGGAAAAUGAAUGAUUUUCGGAAAUUCUAGCCGAAAUUUGAGAAAAACUACGAUGCUCCGCGUUUACACGGCGAAAAAUGAGCGGUUUUGAGCGAAACUACGAUAAUCUGGGUUUACACUAUGAGAAAUUUUCAAAUUCAACUUUUUGCGCGGUAAAAACGUGGUGUAAAGCCGGAGCAUCGUUGAAAGUCAUAUUUCUCAGAGAAGUUGGACGAUUAAUCGCCGAGUAACUUGAAUUAGCUGCUGGCUAACCGAUUAAUCGCCUGUGUUAAUUUAGUUCAGGCGAUUAAUCGUAAGUUCACUUUACUCGGCGAUUAAUCGUCCAACUUGUCUGAGUUUUCUCUAGAAAUCUUCAAAUUUUCACAAAAACCGCCCUAAAAAACAGCGUAAACCCGGGGCAUCGUAAAAAAUUCAAAAUUUUCACAAAUACCGCCCUAAAACACAGUGUAAACCCGGAGCAUUGUGAAUUUUCGAUUUUCAGAAACGAAAAGAAGCCCGAACAACCGUCCAUUGGUCAACCAAUCGUGGAUCUCAAAAAAUAUCCGGUGCUCAACAAAUAUGGAGCAAGUUAUGAGUUUGAAGUUCCCUUCAACACACUUUGCGGUGAAGAUCACACUUGUCAGACGGAUUUGGAGCUGAAAGCUGCUUUUAAGGAUAUUCCGCUGUGAGUUUUGGGCAGUUAAAUGAUGAAAAUCACAAAAUUUCAGUCUAGAACAUGAUUUUCAGCCUAAAAAUGCUGAAAUUCAUGAGUUUUUGAGCUAGAAUCGAUUUUGAAGCUCAGAAAUCCCAAUUUUCAUCUCCAAACGAUCAUUUUGAGCCGAAAAACCUGAUUUUAACUGAAAAUUCACAAAAUUUCAGUCUGGAACAUGAUUUUCAGCCUAAAAUUCAUGAAAAAUCACAAUUUCGACGAUUUUUUGACUCAAAACUUAUGGAAAACUGCGAUUUUUAGCUAAAAGCAUCGAGAACCUGAAUUUCCAGAACCCCACAAGGAUACGUUUCAAACGUCGGCGAAAAAGACCAUCUCGACAUCACAUUCUCCAUCGAAAACAAAAAAGAAAAAGCCUACCGAGCAAAUUUCUACCUAGACUUCAACAAUGAAGAAUUGGAGUUACCGCAAAUCAUCGGAUCAUCCAAAAAAUUAUCGAUUGAAAUCGUUGAUAACAAUAUUGUUCAUUUGAACCUGGGAAAUCCAAUGGAAUCGAAUAGUAAGAUCAAUUUCGAAGUGCGAUUUAAGCUAACUCGAGGAAGAACUGAGGGAAUUGGAAAGAAAUUGAGGUUUUCGGCGAAAGUUAACUCAACUUCACAGGAAGAUGAAGGUUUGAAAGUGGACAAUUCGUGGAGUAGCGAAGUUCAGAUUAUAAAAAAAGCUGAGCUUGAACUCAUCGGAAUCUCUGACCCACAUCUAAUUCAUUUUGGAGGAAUAUCGAAGGGUGAAUCAGCGAUUGAAUUAGAAGAGGAUAUUGGGAUUAUGGUCCGACACAAUUAUACGAUUCAUAAUAAAGGUCCGUGGACUGUCAGAAAUGUUGUUGCGAAAUUCGAUUGGCCAUAUCAAAUCAGAUCGAAUUUCGGCGCUGGCAAAUGGGCUCUUUAUUUGCUCGAUGUUCCAACCAUUACUCAGAUUAAUAAUGAUGGAACUAUCGAAGUUCGCAAAUGUUUGGUUGAGCAGAAAUAUGAGUUUGUGAAUCCGGCAGAUAUCAAACUGAAUACCAAGUAUUCGACGCAGGAGACUUCGAGAAGAGCGAAACGAGAAACGGGCGUGGAAAAAGUGUCGACGGGCGGAUUGUUCCGCGUCUCACCGCAUACGCGUACCGAAAAUGGCAUUGAUGUUAAAGUGGUGACUAUUGUGAGUGAAAAUUACACGAAAAGUUGAAAAUUUGGGGUAUUUGGGCCUAACCACGAAUGAAUUUCCCAAGAAAAAGCGUGCCAGGCUUGCAUAACCCAAGAUUUUCAUGAAAAAUGGGCGGGGCUAGCUUUUUGCAAGCCUGGCACGCUUUUUCCCGGUGAAAAUUCAUGAUUUUUAGCCUAACCGCGAUGAAACACGGUGCGCUUUCCUUUACGCGAAGACCCGUUGCGAAAAAAAAGUGAGAAAGUGGGCGGGGCCGAACGAUACCGAGCGCGCUCACCACGCAAUGUGUCGCUGCGCAGCGAAAUUUUUUCUCUCAUCAGAGCGCACUUAGCCCUCUUCAGCAGAAAUUUCACGACGGUCUUUUUGUUCAAGCGACGUAAAGAAAAUCUCACCGUGGAAAAUCAUGAAUUUACCAAGGAAAAACGUGCCAGGCUUGCAUAACCCAAGCACCGCCCAUUUUUCUUUGAAAAUUCAUGCAGUAAACCAAGAUUUUCAUAAAAAAUGGGCGGGGCUCGAUUUCUGCAAGCCUGGCACGUUUUUUACAGUGAAAAUUGAGCAAAAAUAACAAUUCCUGGUCGAAAUCAGUACUUUUCACGAAGAAAAACGUGCCAGGCUUGCAUAAACCAAGCCCCGCCCAUUUUUCAAGUGGAAAUUAUCGAAUCAAUCAAUAAUCCUCUCAAAUUUUUCUAGAGUUGCACCGAAAAAACCGCCAACUGCUUCACAGUCUCCUGCCACUUUGAUUUCAUCGAUGCGAAUUCGGCGCCGGUCGUCGAUUUUCGAGCUCGACUCUGGAAUUCCACCUUCAUCGACGAUUAUACAGAUGUUGAGUAUGUUGAGGUGAAAUCGUUCGGACGAUUGGAAAUCGACGCGGGACAAGGAAUCGAGGACGAUCCGGACAAUAAUGUACUAUCGAUCACCACUUUUGCCUAUCCGGAUAAACCGGCGAUUGGUGAGUUCACAGAAAGUUAGCCUAACUUACUGGGCUUUAGCUGCCACGUGGAUUACUAUGACGUUUGCCAUAUCAUAGUAAUCCGCGUGGCCGCUGAAGCGGAAGCUUGCGGAUUAGCCGCUAGCUUCCGCGUAGCGGCCACGUGGAUUACUAUACCAUGUCAUAGCAAUUCACUUGGCCGCUACGCGGAAGCUUGCGGUUUACACUCGCUACGCUCGAGAGAAAUCUAGCUGCCACAUGGAUUACUAGGACGUUUACCAUAUCAUAGUAAUCCGCGUGGCCGCUGAAGCGGAAGCUUGCGAGUGUGAGCCGCUAGCUUCCGCGUAGCGGCCAAGUGAAUCACUAUUACGUGUCAUAGUAAUCCACGUGGCCGCUACGCGGAAGCUUGCGGUUUACACUCGCUCCGCUCGAGAGAAAUCUAGCUGCCACGUGGAUUACUAGUACGAUAUCCACGUCAUAGUAAUCCACGUGGCCGCUGAAGCGGAAGCUUGCGGUUUACACUCGCUCCUCUCGAGAGAAAUCUAGCUGCCACGUGGAUUACUAGGACGUUUGCCAUAUCAUAAUAAUCGACGUGGCAGCUGAAGCGGAAGCUUGCGAGUGUGAGCCGCUAGCUUCCGCGUAGCGGCCACGUGGAUCACUAUAACGUGUCAUAGCAAUUCACGUGGCUGCUACGCGGAAGCUUGCGGUUUACACUCGCUACGCUCGAGAGAAAUCUAGCUGCCACGUGGAUUACUAGGACGUUUGCCAUAUCAUAAUAAUCGACGUGGCAGCUGAAGCGGAAGCUUGCGAGUGUGAGCCGCUAGCUUCCGCGUAGCGGCCACGUGGAUCACUAUAACGUGUCAUAGCAAUUCACGUGGCUGCUACGCGGAAGCUUGCGGUUUACACUCGCUACGCUCGAGAGAAAUCUAGCUGCCACGUGGAUUACUAGGACGUUUGCCAUAUCAUAGUAAUCCGCGUGGCAGCUGAAGCGGAAGCUUGCGAGUGUGAGCCGCUAGCUUCCGCGUAGCGGCCACGUGGAUCACUAUAACGUGUCAUAGCAAUUCACGUGGCUGCUACGCGGAAGCUUGCGGUUUACACUCGCUACGCUCGAGAGAAAUCUAGCUGCCACGUGGAUUACUAAGACGUUUGCCAUAUCAUAGUAAUCCGCGUGGCAGCUGAAGCGGAAGCUUGCGAGUGUGAGCCGCUAGCUUCCGCGUAGCGGCCACGUGGAUCACUAUAACGUGUCAUAGCAAUUCACGUGGCUGCUACGCGGAAGCUUGCGGUUUACACUCGCUACGCUCGAGAGAAAUCUAGCUGCCACGUGGAUUACUAGGACGUUUGCCAUAUCAUAGUAAUCCGCGUGGCAGCUGAAGCGGAAGCUUGCGAGUGUGAGCCGCUAGCUUCCGCGUAGCGGCCACGUGGAUCACUAUAACGUGUCAUAGCAAUUCACGUGGCUGCUACGCGGAAGCUUGCGGUUUACACUCGCUACGCUCGAGAGAAAUCUAGCUGCCACGUGGAUUACUAGGACGUUUGCCAUAUCAUAGUAAUCCGCGUGGCAGCUGAAGCGGAAGCUUGCGAGUGUGAGCCGCUAGCUUCCGCGUAGCGGCCACGUGGAUCACUAUAACGUGUCAUAGCAAUUCACGUGGCUGCUACGCGGAAGCUUGCGGUUUACACUCGCUACGCUCGAGAGAAAUCUAGCUGCCACGUGGAUUACUAGGACGUUUGCCAUAUCAUAAUAAUCGACGUGGCAGCUGAAGCGGAAGCUUGCGGAUUACACUCGCUCCUCUCGAGAGAAAUCUAGCUGCCACGUGGAUUACUAAGACGUUUGCCAUAUCAUAGGAAUCCACGUGGCUGCUGAAGCGGAAGCUUGCGGAUUACACGCGCUCCAGCUGCCACGUGGAUUACUAUGACGUUUACCAUAUCAUAGUAAUCCGCGUGGCAGCUAGAAGCAGAACAACUCUCAAAACCCUUCAAAUUUUGCAGGAGAAACCCGUCCCCUUCCCCUAUGGAUUCUAAUCUGUGCCAUUCUCGCCGGUCUCUUCAUACUUCUCCUAAUCUCGCUAGCCCUCUGGAAAUGCGGAUUCUUCAAACGCAACAAAUUGGACCAACCCUCACUUUAUACAGCUCAAUUGCGUCACGAAAGAGAAGAAUGGGCUGAUACGGGAUUCUAG
Molecule: messenger RNA, 9296 nt
Organism: Caenorhabditis angaria
Lineage: Eukaryota; Metazoa; Nematoda; Chromadorea; Rhabditida; Rhabditidae
Source: the annotation of a GenBank genome assembly